AUGGAUGAAGAUACGAGUGAAGAACCAGCCAAAAUGAUAUGUGAGAUAAGAGGACAGCCUAUAUCAAGCUUAUCAUUUACCAAAAAUAAUACCCCAAACCUUGUAAACAAUGAUACCAAGCCAAAAGAUAUAGCUCCACCUAUUACAAGGGUACGAAAAGAAAGAAUUCUUUACCCACGUGGCCGAGGCGGAAUGUCCUCGAAACCUCGCGUUACUGGUGGUCGUCCCAUAACCCAAACAGAAGCUGUGGAGUUGCGCACAGUAAUAUUUGGAUCCGCUACUUCACCUCUGAAGGGAGAAUGGUUACGUACGGGCUUCGUAUUCUCAACACCUGGACAAGAAUUUGCAUAUUGUCUUCGUGCUCCAAGAAGUGCUUGUCGUGGACUAUUAUCCGUGCUUCAGGCAUACCUGAUCAAACAUUUUCUUUUUGAUAAACGCCCUACAGGCAAAAGCAUCCCUCCCGAAAUUCUUCUGAAGCCAUCACAGGCUGCACAAACGGAGGCUUUAUGCACCUGCAUUGCUUCUAUAUUAUGGACAGUCGGCGAGAAACGAUCGGCUUGCGUUGCAUUACCUGACGAAACAAUAUUUGUCGAACAGUCACAUCUAUAUUUUCAUGAUGGCAUUACAGAAAAAUUAAAAAUAUUUGAGUUCAAUCAUUUGGAAGACUUGCAGAUCUUCAUAAAGCUAUAUCUUCAUAUGUUUCAAGAGCAACCGGGAGCCGGUGCACUGUUAUUAUUAUAUGGAGCAGUUCUUACCAGAUCACCGCCUGUAGUAUUGCGUGAUCUUGACCAGCCUGUUGACGUGCAUCUGGUAGGACCUGAUGAGGAAGGAUCACUUUGUGUAGUGACUUUGCUGGUGUCUGGAAGAGCGACUCCAUUUUUGCACAAUGGUGUUGUCUACGCCGGUGAUGAAGACCAUUAUGCUAUGCCGCAAUUUGGAGUGUUGUCCAGGAGUGCGGUAGGUCUGUUAGUGUACGAUGGCGAUGCAGCUCUUGGACCAGGCGAAGAGUCUCGGCGACCUGGUUCGAGGUUGAAGACCCCCGGGCUGCCAGUGUGGGUGACGAGUUGUCAGGGGCAUUACGGUGUUAUGUUCAACACCAAUAUGGAAUUGCUUAGAAAUUAUCAUGCCGAAAAAAGAUUCGAAUUGCAGUACUGCACCACAAGUGGUAACCACGUGGUCUUCACUGUGGAUACACGUGGCCAGAAUGAAGAAUGUGAUGAUGAUGGAUCACCUUCCUGCAAAGAUGAUAUGGCUUCUACACCUCUUGAAAAAUUAAUACAUACAAAAUGGCAGGAUGCAAAAAUAACUUGGACAGGUCAAACUCCUACAGUAUAA
Messenger RNA from Ctenocephalides felis (cat flea), 1335 nucleotides. Its product is annotated as inactive ubiquitin carboxyl-terminal hydrolase MINDY-4B-like. Gene Ontology annotation, molecular function: cysteine-type deubiquitinase activity; K48-linked deubiquitinase activity. Bases 1 to 1335 code for a protein of 444 amino acids. NCBI's taxonomy places the organism in Eukaryota, Metazoa, Arthropoda, Insecta, Siphonaptera, Pulicidae. The record is from RefSeq and is a predicted model, not a curated record. The transcript is spliced from 11 exons. Gene Ontology annotation, biological process: protein K48-linked deubiquitination.